Molecule: messenger RNA, 4049 nt
Organism: Cercocebus atys (sooty mangabey)
Lineage: Eukaryota; Metazoa; Chordata; Mammalia; Primates; Cercopithecidae
Gene: CAMK2B
Product: calcium/calmodulin-dependent protein kinase II beta
Exons: 24
Coding region: 206-2206 (666 amino acids)
Biological process (GO): protein phosphorylation
Cellular component (GO): cytoplasm; neuron projection
Molecular function (GO): ATP binding; calcium/calmodulin-dependent protein kinase activity; calmodulin binding
Source: RefSeq, a predicted model, not a curated record
UGCGGCGCGCUCCUGGCGAGGACGGAGCGAGCAGAUCUCGCGUGCGCUCGCCGCCAGGCGCAGCCCAGCCCGGCCCCCGCCUGGCGCCGCGAGCCGAGGUGUCUCCCGCGCCCGCGCCCGUGUCGCCGCCGUGCCCGCGAGCGGGAGCCGGAGUCGCCGCCGCCCGAGCGCAGCCGAGCGCACGCCGAGCCCGUCCGCCGCCGCCAUGGCCACCACGGUGACCUGCACCCGCUUCACCGACGAGUACCAGCUCUACGAGGAUAUUGGCAAGGGGGCUUUCUCUGUGGUCCGACGCUGUGUCAAGCUCUGCACCGGCCAUGAGUAUGCAGCCAAGAUCAUCAACACCAAGAAGCUGUCAGCCAGAGAUCACCAGAAGUUGGAGAGAGAGGCUCGGAUCUGCCGCCUUCUGAAGCAUUCCAAUAUCGUGCGUCUCCACGACAGCAUCUCCGAGGAGGGCUUCCACUACCUGGUCUUCGAUCUGGUCACUGGUGGGGAGCUCUUUGAAGACAUUGUGGCGAGAGAAUACUACAGCGAGGCUGAUGCCAGUCACUGCAUCCAGCAGAUCCUGGAGGCCGUUCUCCAUUGUCACCAAAUGGGGGUCGUCCACAGAGACCUCAAGCCGGAGAACCUGCUCCUGGCCAGCAAGUGCAAAGGGGCUGCAGUGAAGCUGGCAGACUUCGGCCUGGCUAUCGAGGUGCAGGGGGACCAGCAGGCGUGGUUUGGGUUCGCUGGCACACCAGGCUACCUGUCCCCUGAGGUCCUUCGCAAAGAGGCGUAUGGCAAGCCCGUGGACAUCUGGGCAUGUGGGGUAAUCCUGUACAUCCUGCUCGUGGGCUACCCACCCUUCUGGGACGAGGACCAGCACAAGCUGUACCAGCAGAUCAAGGCCGGCGCCUACGACUUCCCGUCCCCCGAAUGGGACACUGUCACUCCUGAAGCCAAAAACCUAAUCAACCAGAUGCUGACCAUCAACCCUGCCAAGCGCAUCACAGCCCAUGAGGCCCUGAAGCAUCCGUGGGUCUGCCAACGUUCCACGGUAGCCUCCAUGAUGCACAGACAGGAGACUGUGGAGUGUCUGAAAAAGUUCAAUGCCAGGAGAAAGCUCAAGGGAGCCAUCCUCACCACCAUGCUGGCCACACGGAAUUUCUCAGUGGGCAGACAGACCACCGCUCCGGCCACAAUGUCCACCGCGGCCUCCGGCACCACCAUGGGGCUGGUGGAACAAGCCAAGAGUUUACUCAACAAGAAAGCAGAUGGAGUCAAGCCCCAGACGAAUAGCACCAAAAACAGUGCAGCCGCCACCAGCCCCAAAGGGACGCUUCCUCCUGCCGCCCUGGAGCCUCAAACCACCGUCAUCCAUAACCCAGUGGACGGGAUUAAGGAGUCUUCUGACAGUGCCAACACCACCAUAGAGGAUGAAGACGCUAAAGCCCCCAGGGUCCCUGACAUCCUGAGCUCAGUGAGGAGGGGCUCGGGAGCCCCAGAAGCCGAGGGGCCCCUGCCCUGCCCAUCUCCAGCUCCCUUUAGCCCCCUGCCAGCCCCAUCCCCCAGGAUCUCUGACAUCCUGAACUCUGUGAGAAGGGGCUCAGGAACCCCAGAAGCCGAGGGCCCCCUCUCAGCGGGGCCCCUGCCCUGCCUGUCUCCGGCUCUCCUAGGCCCCCUACCCUCCCCAUCCCCGAGGAUCUCUGACAUCCUGAACUCUGUGAGGAGGGGCUCAGGGACCCCAGAAGCCGAGGGCCCCUCACCAGUGGGGUCCCUGCCCUGCCCAUCUCCGACUAUCCCUGGCCCCCUGCCCACCCCGUCCCGGAAGCAGGAGAUCAUUAAGACCACGGAGCAGCUCAUCGAGGCUGUCAACAACGGUGACUUUGAGGCCUACGCGAAAAUCUGUGACCCAGGGCUGACCUCAUUUGAGCCUGAAGCACUGGGCAACCUGGUUGAAGGGAUGGACUUCCACAGAUUCUACUUCGAGAACCUGCUGGCCAAGAACAGCAAGCCGAUCCACACGACCAUCCUGAACCCGCACGUGCACGUCAUCGGAGAGGACGCCGCCUGCAUUGCUUACAUCCGGCUCACGCAGUACAUUGACGGGCAGGGCCGGCCCCGCACCAGCCAGUCUGAGGAGACCCGUGUGUGGCACCGCCGCGACGGCAAGUGGCAGAACGUGCACUUCCACUGCUCGGGCGCGCCUGUGGCCCCGCUGCAGUGAAGAGCUGCGCCCUGGUUUCGCCGGACAGAGUUGGUGUUUGGAGCCCGACUGCCCUCGGGCACACGGCCUGCCUGUCGCAUGUUUGUGUCUGCCUCGUUCCCUCCCCUGGUGCCUGUGUCUGCAGAAAAACAAGACCAGAUGUGAUUUGUUUAAAAACAAAACAAAACAAAAAAACAAGAUGACGACGACAACCACAAAAAAUUGACAUCAGAUGAAAUGAAAAAAAAAAAAAAAAAACACUAAAGGAAGGAAAAAGCUGUAAAAAUCACUGGCAUUCGUGGGGCCGCUCCCCACCCAAGCUCCACGUGUGUCCGUCUGUGCUCCUGGCCUCUGGGGGACCAGCUGGGACAUGAACUUGUCUGCCAGGCCCCUGUCGCGUGCUGAACGGUGUUAGUUUGUAGGUAACGCACACACCCCACACCUAAGGUGUCUGCAUCCUCCCGCCAACGCAUGGGCUCCACAUGGUGUGCUCGCUGGCUGUCGUGACUGUCAGCUGUCUCUUGGGAGGGGCUGUGGGGCCCACUGGGCUGCCUCCUUUCCCGCUAGUUGUGCCUGAGAGUUGCUGUUGUUCCUGCUUUCCCUUCCCUUCCUUUCAUCCCCUGAAGGGCUAGGUGUGGGUUUUCCGUGCCCGGUAUCCCCACACACCCAGCACGGACAACCCUUCGGCAGAGCCCAGGCCGGCCCCUCACCCCCUGGAGUAUUGAGACCGGAGUCCCGUCCCCAAGGCCAUCAGAGAUGCCCCCACACACCCAGGACUCCAGCUCUGGUCCUUCUAGGGGAAUAAAGUGCAAAGAGGGGCACAGCUUAGCUUCGGGCCUCUCGCCGAGCAAGAGAUAGCACUGCUGGCUACAGCUCCAACACAGCCAGCUGUGGCAAGAGGACUCUGCCUGGGCUGGCCUCCCUCCUGUGUGAGGUGUCUGUCUCUUCUCUGCCAGCCAGCAGCAGAUGCACUGGCAGCUCCCGACCCUGUUUCCGCCCCUUGGCCCUCCCCCAGCCUGUUCGGCUUCUCCGCGCCCCAUGAUGGGGAACAGACUUUUGACAAAGGACUGCGGGCCUUACUCAAGUCCCUGAGCCCCCAGCUGAAGCUAGGAGGGGAGGCCAGGCUUUGUGUCUGGGCAUAUUUGUCUGCUGAUGGAGUUUGGGAAAGCCUGGGGCUUGGGGUUUGGUCGGGUGGUACAGCAAGUGGCAGAGCGGGGUCAGAGGUGGUGGCUGCCCAGCUUCUGGGCUGAGAUGAGGGUCUGUGCAGCGGUUUGCUGAAGUGGGAGUGCCUUUGGAAUCUGGGCUGGGAGCAGAAGGGAGCAAAAGCUACAGUGGGAGCCAGCCUAGGGCACGUGGGAGGCGUGAGGGCAGUGCUGCCUGUGCAGUGUCAGGUGUGAGAGCACCUUGGUGGGCUGCAGUGCGUGUGAGGGCACCUUCUAGGUGGGCCAGGGAUGCAGCUAUGGAGAUAAGGCGGGCUGGGGACAGAAACAGGUGGGCAUAGGGCCCAAGACACCAGCGGAUGGAGGGCAGGGUCCAGCCCUGUGCUCCUGAGUGUCGGCUGCCUGGGUUUGAGGCGGUGGGUCCCCAGCCCCUUGUGAUGGUGUGUACCAUGGGGGAGCUCGGGGACAGGGCAAGCCCAAGCACGGUGGGGCUGCAGGGUGGGUCAGAAGCCAGGUUGGGUGGGAGUGGUCAGAAGCCCUGACUGCAGAGGGUCGGGGGCUCCUGCCCCAGUGCCUGCCCACCUUCAAUUCACAUCGUUUUCAACAAAGAUUUUCUUUAUCUUCCCCUACAAAUCAAGCCAAGGGAGGGGCACAGAAUGGGGAACAGGACACAGGAUCCUAAACUCCAAGGGGACUGUCCACCG